AUGUGGACGUGGGUGGCUGACUACUGGUGUAUCAACGUGCCACUCAAGUCGGUGGAGGAGCUGGACGCCGAGACCUGGUUGGUGUUGUGUCCGCGCUUCGGCGGAACGUACGCCACGUGGACCGUCCUCCGCUUCAGUCGAUGGCACGUUGCGGUGUUGUCGUGGCUGAGUUUCUUCAUGCUCGGCUCCAUCUACUCGUUCCAGAUCUUGGCGCCGCCGUUGGAGCGGUACUUUGCUCCGUACACGGGCUUGUCUGGGUUUUACGGGUCAACGCUUGUGUUGGGCGUCGUGGCUGCCAUCGUGGGGCCGUUUGUCGAGCGGCGCGGUCCUCGCACCGGUAUGCUGCUUGGCUCGGUCCUCGUCGUGGGUGGACUGGCCCUGUCGCACAUUGCGGUCGUAGCUCGGAAUCAAUCGCUCUUCACGUGGUCGUACAGCGCCCUUGUGGGCGGAGGCUACGGCGUGGUGCUAUUAACGGCCAUGUCGACGCUGCAGAAAUGGUUUCCCGAUCUGCGGGGCUUCGUAUCUGGACUCGCGAUUGUGAGCUUGGGGGUGGGCACGGGCCUCUGGACAAAGUUGUCGGCUACACUCAUGCAUCGAUCGACCAACAUUCUUGACAGCGUCAGCAAUAUCGACGACGAAAUCGGGUUAACGAGAGUGUUUCUUGUGCAAGUAUGGCACUUUGCACUGCAAUACUAG
This is a messenger RNA of Aphanomyces astaci, 696 nucleotides long. RefSeq lists its product as hypothetical. Bases 1 to 696 code for a protein of 231 amino acids. Lineage: Eukaryota; Oomycota; Saprolegniomycetes; Saprolegniales; Verrucalvaceae. The transcript has 3 exons. The record is from RefSeq and is a predicted model, not a curated record.